GCGGCGGAGGCUCAACGGGAUGCUGACUGGCUUUCGCCUCUCCAGCCAGGCCUGCGGGACUGGGAUGGAGGAACCCAGCGGGGCCCCCGGGGUCCCUCCCCCGGCUGCCUCUCCGGAAUGAGGCCUCGGGGCCCGCGGGACAACCGCGCCCCGUCUCCGCCGGGCGUGAGCGCCGACCCGCGCCCGCGCGCGCCCUCCGUCGUCAGUUACCCCGCGCGCCCCCACCGGCGCGCGCCGCUCCCCGCGCGCUCCCGCCCCGCCCCCGCCCGGCUGGCGCUCGGCGCAGGCUCGCUUGUUUGUUUCUGCAGGAGCGCCGGGAGAGGCCGAGGCCGAGACGAUGCCUGGGAAGCUGAAGGUGAAAAUCGUGGCCGGGCGCCACUUGCCAGUGAUGGACCGAGCCAGUGACCUGACUGAUGCCUUCGUGGAGGUAAAAUUUGGUAAUACCACCUUUAAAACAGAUGUGUAUCUCAAGUCCCUGAACCCUCAGUGGAACUCGGAAUGGUUUAAAUUUGAGGUGGAUGAUGAAGAUUUACAAGAUGAACCUCUACAAAUCACAGUUCUUGACCAUGAUACCUACAGCGCAAAUGACGCUAUUGGUAAAGUGUACAUUGAUAUCGAUCCUUUACUCUACAGUGAAGCCGCCACAGUCAUUUCGGGAUGGUUUCCAAUUUAUGACACCAUACAUGGUAUCCGUGGGGAAAUCAAUGUUGUCGUCAAAGUAGACCUCUUCAAUGAUCUAAAUCGAUUUAGGCAGUCAUCAUGUGGAGUCAAAUUCUUUUGCACAACAUCUAUUCCGAAGUGCUAUAAAGCUGUGAUAAUUCAUGGAUUUGUGGAAGAACUUGUGGUCAAUGAAGACCCAGAGUAUCAGUGGAUUGAUCGAAUUCGCACACCAAGGGCAUCAAAUGAGGCCAGACAGAGACUCAUUUCUUUAAUGUCAGGUGAACUUCAGAGGAAGAUUGGCUUGAAAGUACUUGAAAUGAGAGGAAAUGCAGUCGUUGGGUACUUGCAAUGUUUUGAUCUGGAAGGCGAAUCUGGUUUAGUGGUACGAGCCAUAGGAACAGCAUGUACACUGGAUAAACUAAGUAGCUCGGCAGCAUUCCUUCCUGCAUGUAAUUCUCCAUCCAAAGAAAUGAAGGAGAUUCCCUUCAAUGAAGAUCCCAAUCCCAAUACUCACUCAUCAGGACCCUCAACCCCUCUGAAAAACCAAACUUAUUCCUUUUCACCUUCCAAGUCCUACAGUCGGCAGUCCUCUUCUUCUGACACAGAUUUGAGUUUGACACCCAAAACUGCACCUUACCCACAGGGGCCUAGGAUUUACCUGUGUCCCAGCUCCCCCUCUCUCUCUCCUGGUUCCCUUCAUCUUAGACAGUCCUGUCUCCUCCUCUCGGAAUCUAGCCUUCCCCCUCAUCAUUCUAGCCUUGUCAGCCCAGUUCUGAGGAAAAGUGUUUCUUUCAGUGAAGAGCUGUUCCUGGCUGCUUCUGGAAUGGGAAGUGGUAGUGCUGGAAAAGAAGGGGGGCCAUUUAAAGCUCUUUUAAGACAACAGACUCAGUCAGCAUUGGAACAGAGGGGAGGAUCGCCUCAUAGGUUCUGUAGAAGGCGGGAAUUUCCAUUUUUCACCUUGACGGCAUUUCCUCCUGGAUUUCUUAUGCAUGUUGGUGGUGUUGUUAGUGCACGCUCUGUGAAGCUUCUGGAUCGAAUCCACAAUCCUGCCUUUGUCGGAAUUAUGGGUAACACAAGAUCUUACAAACUGCUAGACUGGAAUAGUUUCAAUUCAGAUGAACCAGAAACUCGAGAUGCGUGGUGGGCAGAAAUCAGACAAGAAAUAAAAUCACAUGCUAAAGCAUUAGGCUGUCAUGCUGUAGUGGGCUACAGUGAAUCAACUAGCAUCUGUGAAGAGGUCUGUAUUUUAUCUGCAUCCGGCACAGCAGCUGUACUGAACCCUAGAUUUCUGCAGGAUGGCACCGUGGAGGGCUGUUUGGAACAGAGGACAGAAGAAAAUUUGCCUGCAGGCUGUGGAUUUUGCCAUAUACCGUAUGAUGAACUGAAUAUGCCUUUUCCAGCUCAUCUCACAUACUGCUAUAACUGCAGGAAACAGAAAGUUCCUGAUGUUCUUUUUACAACCAUAGACCUCCCAACAGAUGCAACAGUUAUUGGAAAAGGUUGUCUUAUUCAAGCAAGGUUAUGCCGCUUAAAAAAGAAGGCACCGGCAGAAGCAAAUGCUACAGCCAUCAGUAAUCUGUUGCCAUUCAUGGAAUAUGAAGUACAUACUCAGCUAAUGAAUAAACUGAAACUCAAAGGAAUGAAUGCUUUAUUUGGUCUGAGAAUUCAGAUCACAGUGGGUGAAAAUAUGUUGAUGGGCUUAGCGUCGGCCACAGGUGUAUAUUUAGCGGCCUUACCAACUCCUGGUGGUAUUCAGAUUGCUGGGAAGACUCCUAAUGAUGGCUCAUACGAACAGCAUAUAUCUCAUAUGCAAAAGAAGAUAAAUGACACGAUUGCUAAGAAUAAAGAGUUAUAUGAAAUCAAUCCUCCAGAGAUAUCAGAAGAGAUAAUAGGAUCACCCAUCCCAGAACCUAGACAACGCUCAAGACUUUUAAGAUCUCAGUCAGAAAGCUCUGAUGAAGUUACAGAAUUGGACCUUUCACAUGGGAAAAAAGAUGCUUUUGUUUUGGAGAUUGAUGACACAGAUGCUAUGGAAGAUGUACAUUCUCUACUUACUGAUGUUCCUCCUCCUUCAGGCUUUUAUAGUUGUAAUACAGAAAUUAUGCCUGGUAUAAAUAAUUGGACAUCUGAAAUACAGAUGUUCACAUCAGUAAGAGUAAUACGAUUAAGCAGCCUUAACCUGACUAAUCAAGCCCUUAAUAAGAACUUUAAUGAUCUCUGUGAAAAUUUGCUCAAGAGCCUGUAUUUUAAACUACGGUCUAUGAUCCCCUGCUGCCUUUGUCAUGUAAACUUUACAGUGUCUCUGCCUGAAGAUGAAUUAAUUCAGGUUACAGUUACAGCAGUUGCAAUAACUUUUGACAAAAAUCAGGCUUUACAGACUACAAAAUCGCAUGUUGAAAAGUCAUUGCAAAGAGCCUCUACAGAUAAUGAAGAACUUCUGCAGUUUCCACUGGAGCUCUGCUCGGACUCACUUUCAGCUCACCCUUUUCCACCGGCUAAAGAACACCUGGAGAGUGCAAGUUCUAACUCAGGUAUACCAGCUGCACAGAGAGCAACGUCAGUUGAUUACAGUUCCUUUGCAGACAGAUGCAGCAGCUGGAUAGAGCUCAUUAAACUGAAAGCUCAGACCAUAAGGCGCGGAUCAAUUAAGACAACAGUGACGGUUGAAAAAGCAAGCCCAGUGGGUGAAGGAAAUGUACGGAAUCGUUCUGCUGCACCUUGUGCAAAUUCUUCAGUUGGGGUUGUUAAGAUGACACCUCUUUCUUUCAUUCCUGGAGCAAAAAUAACUAAAUAUCUUGGGAUAAUUAAUAUGUUUUUUAUUCGGGAAACGACUUCUCUUCGUGAGGAAGGAGGAGUCAGUGGUUUUCUCCAUGCUUUUAUUGCUGAAGUGUUUGCUAUGGUGAGAGCUCAUGUCGCCGCUUUAGGAGGGAAUGCUGUCGUCUCCUACAUCAUGAAGCAGUGUGUUUUCAUGGAGAAUCCAAAUAAAAACCAGGCACAGUGUCUUAUAAAUGUAAGUGGUGAUGCAGUGAUUUUUGUACGUGAAUCUGAAUUAGAAGUAGUGUCAACUCAGCAACCUACUGCCAACUGCCAGCCCUCAUGUACUGGAGGAGAAGUUACAACCUGAAAAUAAAUUAGAAAGAAAGAGUUCAACUAAAGGAAAUUAACCUGUCUCCAUUUUUUUUUGUCAUUAAUUAUCUUAUUAGACUUUAAAACAUGACCUUCAUUUGAGACAAUUAAGAAGGAAUUGAUAUAUUAUGAGUAGAUUUGAUUUGCCUCGAAUCCCUUGGAGGCAUGAGAAUUUUCGAAUCUCGGUGUUUCGUUUGCCAAGUCUAGACCUACAGGCCCUGUGGAAUCUUGACUUCUCAGUAAGUUCAGAUAAAUUUCUCAGAGAACUGUAGCAAACACGAAAGCUAUUUGUAAUUUAUGUUAAUUUUAAUAAAAUCAUACUUAAAAAAAUCAAAUGGUAAGAUGAUCAGGAAAUUAGGAUAGUCACCCUAGCAUAAUUUAAAAAACCUAAGCAAGAAAUUCACAAAUUGUUAAUAAGUAAUUUGAUUUGAGGAAUGUGUGGGGAAAAUGGAAAAAAGUUUUCAGACAACUGUGUUUUAUUUUAAUGAGGGUUUGGUAGCAACUGUAAGGGAAAAGUGCUUCAGCCAUCUUUUAAAAGAAGUUAAAGUUCUGCAACUUGUAGCCAUUAUAUGUCCUAACCACUGUUAAAGAAAACAUAACUUAACAAAGCCAGUGUCCUUCCAUUGAAAGUUUUAAUGUCUUUAAGGAGGGAGGGAAAAACUUAUCCUGGAACUUUGUAAAUGGCCGAAUUUCAGUUAAUGUUUAAUUUAUGCAGAAGAGACUUGGCUUCAACUGGGAAGAACAGGUUCUUGAAUUUUGUUGAAGUGGGUAAAAUAUAAUUGAUCUAGUAGGAACAUAAAAUUAUUUUCUAAUGAAACCAUACUGUACUUCUACCGAAUAAACAGAAUUUUAGUAAUAUCUUAGGGAUUUUUGGUGGUGAGUUAGAUUGUAUUUGGCGUAGAAUUUGGAAAUGUAACUUGAGUGUAGAUAAUGCUGCAAAAUGUUGAAUGUAUACAUAGAAAUACUUUUUCUGUCAAUGCCAAAUACCUAUUAUAAGUGAACCCUAAAAAGUACAUUCCUCCUUUGCACAAUAAAAUUUCUUUAUGAACUUCAUAUUUCUUUUCCAGGAUAACAAACUGCCCUAAAGAUUAGGAGUCAUUUCCUUGUUAUCAUAGGUGUCAAUAUUUUUCUGUAUUUUGUUUAUAAUUUUAUUUUUUAAAUAAAAGUUUAUAAAGAUAAACUGG
Messenger RNA from Manis pentadactyla (Chinese pangolin), 4970 nucleotides. RefSeq names its product C2 calcium dependent domain containing 5 (gene C2CD5). The record is from RefSeq and is a predicted model, not a curated record. Lineage: Eukaryota; Metazoa; Chordata; Mammalia; Pholidota; Manidae. Gene Ontology annotation, biological process: positive regulation of D-glucose transmembrane transport; intracellular protein transmembrane transport; positive regulation of vesicle fusion. Gene Ontology annotation, molecular function: calcium ion binding; calcium-dependent phospholipid binding. Gene Ontology annotation, cellular component: plasma membrane. The coding region runs from base 338 to 3784 and encodes 1148 amino acids. The transcript is spliced from 29 exons.